AUGGAUAUCGUUCUCGAGGUCGUCGACACCUUCGUCGGCGACAAGAUCUACGCUUCUUUGCUGCCCGCCGGCGCAGCCCCUUAUGACUUCCCCCACACCGCUGCCAACGCCACGGCGCAACCGCUCUCGACAUGGCAGUAUAAGCCCGCGACUCACUGGCUUCAUCUCGAGCCCUCUGAGGCCGCCUACAUGAGCGCCUGGCCAAGAGACAACAUGUAUCGCCAGUUCACUUCGCUCUUCCUCGUCACCUGGAUCUUCGGACUGCUCAACUACUUCGUCUUCGCCACCCUCUCGUACAUUUUCAUCUUUGACAAGAAGACCUUCAACCACCCCAAGUUUCUCAAGAACCAGGUGUGGCUUGAGAUGAAGCAGGCUAACAAGGCCAUGCCCAUCAUGUCUCUCUGCACCGCCAUCACCUUCCUCGCUGAGGUUCGCGGCUUUUGCAAGCUCUACGACACCACUGAGGAGGGACCCGGCCGUUGGUACGACUGGGCCCAGUUCCCGCUCUUCAUUCUUUUUACCGACCUCUGCAUCUACUGGAUUCACCGCUGGCUGCAUCUGCCUUCCGUCUACAAGCACCUUCACAAGCCUCACCACAAGUGGAUCAUGCCAUCCCCCUAUGCCUCCCACGCUUUCCACCCCCUCGAUGGUUUUGCACAGUCCGUCCCCUAUCACGUUUAUCCUAUGCUGUUCCCCCUACAAAAAAUGGCCUAUGUCGCUCUGUUCAUGUUCAUCAACUUCUGGACCAUUCUCAUUCACGACGGCGAGUACAUUACCGACAACCCGAUCAUCAACGGUUCUGCCUGCCACACUGCCCACCACCUUUACUUCAACUAUAACUACGGCCAGUUCACCACGCUGUGGGAUCGUCUUGGCGGCAGCUACCGCAAGCCCGAUCUCGCAUGGUUCAACAAGCAGACCAAGAUGUCCGAAGAGACUUGGAAGUCCGGCAUCAAGGACAUGGAAAAGAUCCAGAAGGAGGUCGAGGGAGACGAUGACCGCCAGUAUGGUGCAUCCGUCGACCAAAAGAAGAAUAACUAA
Colletotrichum aenigma is the source of this 1041-nucleotide messenger RNA. Its product is annotated as putative Delta(7)-sterol 5(6)-desaturase. Gene Ontology annotation, molecular function: oxidoreductase activity; iron ion binding. The record is from RefSeq and is a predicted model, not a curated record. The transcript has 3 exons. Gene Ontology annotation, biological process: lipid biosynthetic process. Bases 1 to 1041 code for a protein of 346 amino acids. Lineage: Eukaryota; Fungi; Ascomycota; Sordariomycetes; Glomerellales; Glomerellaceae.